GCAGCGGCAGGCACAGGUUGCGGGGGGCCGGUUUGAGGCGGGCACAGCGCGUCGCGGAGCGGCGGGGAGCCGCGGUGCCGGCAUGCCGGAGCUGGCGCCCGGGCCCAAUAUGGAGUGCGAUAUCUUGGACGCUCUGGAGGCUUUGGGGUACACGGGACCACUGUUGGAGGAGGAAGCACUGAAGAAGGCAGCAGAAAGUGGAUUGUCUUCACCAGAAUUUUCUGAGCUUUGCAUUUGGUUAGGUUCCCAAAUAAAAUCACUGUGUAAUAUGGAAGAAAGCAUCACGUCCACAGAUGGUAAUAAAGAUAUAGAGAGCUUCCAGCUUGAGAUUAGUGGAUUUCUGAGAGAAAUGGCUUGUCCAUAUACAUCGCUUAUAUCUGGAGACAUCAAGGACAGAUUAAGAGCGAAAGAAGAUUGUCUUAAACUUCUCUUAUUUCUAAGUACAGAACUUCAGGCUUUGAAGAUAUUGCACAGCAAGAAAACAAAGGGCUCUCACCUGGAAAAGCACAAUGAAAUUUAUCAGGAAGUGCAAGCUAUUUGCAAUGCACUGGGCCUGCCAAACUCCUCAUCUUGUGAUAUUGCUCCUUUGUUAAUCCAUGUGGAAGAAAAGAUAAAGGACAUUCUCUCAAAAGUUCAAAAUAACCACGUGGGGAAAUCGCUGCUAACAAAACCUCUGAAUUCUGACCAAGUGGAAAGAUUGGAAAAAAUCAAUGAUGCUCUUCGCAGUGAGUACGAAUGUCGUCGCCGUAUGUUAAUGAAGAGGCUCGAUGUGACAGUACAGUCUUUUGGCUGGUCAGAUAGAGCUAAGGUAAAAACGGAUGACAUAGCACGGAUCUACCAGCCCAAGCGUUAUGCCUUGUCUCCAAAGUCAACUGUUACAUUAGCUCAUCUUCUUGCUGCUCGAGAAGAUCUGUCGAAGAUUAUAAGAACAAGUAGUGGAUCAACACGGGAAAACACAGUCUGUGCCAUCAACAAGGUUUUGAUGGGGAGAGUACCUGACCGUGGAGGCAGACCAACAGAGAUUGAACCACCCCCUCCCGAAAUGCCUCCUUGGCAAAAAAGACAAGAAGGUGCUGGAAGAGGUGGCUGGGGAGGUGGUGGUGGAAGGGGCAACUGGGGGGGUGGAGGGGGUAGAGGAGGAGGUGGAGGUUUUGGAGGUGGGGGCUUCGGGGGUGGAGGUUUCAGAGGUGGUGGAAGAGGUGGAGGUGGCUUCCAAGGUGGCAGGGGAGGAGAUUAUGGCAGCAGGGGAGGCUAUGGUGGUAGGGGAGGUUACGGUGAUCCAUACGGUGGAAGGGGAGGGGGAGGAUACCGAAGAUACUGAAAUGCUGUUAAUUAUUGAGUAACUGGCAAAAUAUAGUGGUGGUGUUUACUGGUGUCAGGAAUUUAUAUAUGGUAACUUAGAUUUAGGUUAGAAUUACGUAUGACCACAUGAAUCACUGCAUUAGACCAACUGAUGUUGUCAUUGAAUUUUUAGUUAACUGAACAGAACUUUUCUACUAAAAUGUGAUGACUAAACUCCUUGUUUUUCAUACUGCUCAUAUGGUGUUUUUUAUCAUGUCAUUUUAUUUAAAAUAAGCCUCAGAAAACUGAAUAAAACUCUUUCUAAACAAAAA
Colius striatus (speckled mousebird) is the source of this 1613-nucleotide messenger RNA. RefSeq names its product family with sequence similarity 98 member B (gene TSLIG3B). The coding region runs from base 83 to 1321 and encodes 412 amino acids. The record is from RefSeq and is a predicted model, not a curated record. The transcript is spliced from 8 exons. Gene Ontology annotation, cellular component: tRNA-splicing ligase complex. Lineage: Eukaryota; Metazoa; Chordata; Aves; Coliiformes; Coliidae.